This is a messenger RNA of Micropterus dolomieu (smallmouth bass), 912 nucleotides long. RefSeq names its product PDZ domain containing 11 (gene pdzd11). NCBI's taxonomy places the organism in Eukaryota, Metazoa, Chordata, Actinopteri, Centrarchiformes, Centrarchidae. Gene Ontology annotation, molecular function: protein binding. Gene Ontology annotation, biological process: maintenance of epithelial cell apical/basal polarity; neurotransmitter secretion; protein localization to basolateral plasma membrane. The record is from RefSeq and is a predicted model, not a curated record. The transcript has 6 exons. The coding region runs from base 194 to 622 and encodes 142 amino acids. Gene Ontology annotation, cellular component: basolateral plasma membrane; synapse; cell-cell junction.
CAAAUCCAGAAGGAGGCAGUAAUGCAACGCAUCUCAUUACAGACCCUCAGUGUCGUUGUUGGACUGCAUGUUGGCGUGACUACUCCGUGGCAGUAGGUGGCGGUAAUGCACUGCAUGUCAGUCAUCACUUAAGCCUAACACCAGAAAAAGAGCUUGUUGCUAACUUUCAGACUGGAAGCUGUUUUCAGAAACAAUGGAUCAGAAAAUUCCUUAUGAUGACUACCAGCUCCCAGUGGUAUUUCUGCCUUCGUAUGAGAACCCACCAGCAUGGAUACCUCCACAGGAGCGGGUUAAUCAGCCUGACUACAACAACGAGCUCACCCAGUUCUUGCCCCGUACCAUUGUGUUGAAGAAACCUCCAGGAGCACAGCUGGGCUUCAAUAUUCGUGGGGGAAAGGCGUCACAGCUGGGAAUCUUUAUAUCCAAGGUGGUCCCAGACUCAGAUGCUCACAGAGCAGGGCUACAAGAAGGAGACCAGGUUCUUUCUGUCAAUGAGGUUGAUUUCCAAGACAUAGAGCACUCAAGAGCUGUAGAGAUUCUGAAGACUGCGCGAGAAAUACUGAUGAGGGUUCGCUUCUUUCCUUACAACUACCAAAGGCAGAAGGAGAGGACUGUACAUUAGGUGGCAGCAAAGAAUGCUAGAGGAAGAGAGGUGGACACGCUUCACUGCACGUCUUUACCCCCCUUCCACAAACUCUGGCCUCCAUUCUUUCUCAGCUUCAAGAUGACUGAUGUAUGACUAACAGACUCAUUCAGAGUCCUCCAUGUAAGGACAUCAUAUACUCGGAUUCCUCUCUCACCCAGUUAUCUGAGCAGUCCCUAAUCUACUGUGAUGCAUGACGUUUACUCCAUCAGGAUGAACAUAUUCACUCGUCAAGCCUAACAUUUAUAAAUUCUGCAUUAUUUAAUUAA